GGAGUCAGAAAACGAAGAUGAUGUUUUGAAAAGCAGCAGAGAUGAAGCGCAAGAAUCCGCCAUCAAAAUGAUCAAAACCCUCGUCUUUCUGAAAGGUUCGUGCUGAAUAAAGCGAAGAAACGGGAUCUCGUUGUUUAGAUUGGUUUGGAGCUGUCCCCUGAGCUGUCCUGAAUGAGCAUGUCCCUUGCUCAGAGAGUGCUCCUCACAUGGAUCUUCAGCCUCAUCUUCCUCAUUAUGCUGGUCCUCAAAUUGGACAAGAAGAUCCAGUGGAGCUGGUUCCUCGUCUUCCUCCCUGUGUGGACUUUCGACACCAUUCUCCUGCUCAUGCUUAUCGUCAAAAUGGCGGGCCGUUGCAAGCCGGGGUUUGAUCCACGCAAUGGAGCGGAGAACCUGAAAAAGCGCGUGUGGUACCUUGUGGCUAUUUUGUUAAAGCUGGCUUUCUGUCUGACGCUGUGCGCGAAGCUGGAACGCCUAACAGAAAUCUGGCUGAGUUUUGUUUGCAUCCCACUUUGGACACUUCUCAUCGGAGCCAUGGUGGAGCUCGGCUACAGCGUCUUCCACUUCCGGAGAGACUGAGCGUGCAGACAUGAAUAACUGAUGAACACAUGAUUCUUGUGCUGUCUAUAUAAACUGUAUAGUAUCUGACACACUUACUUUCAAGUGCCCACUUGCAUCAGGAUAACAUCACCUUGGAUGAUCUAUUCCACAAACCCCGGCGACAUAUCUUUUCUGUUUUCCUUAACGGAUGGAUUGGAAAACGAUUAUGAUGAUUAAAGGGGAAUUCCAACAAUCUUUCAACAUUUCUGCGUAAUUGAUGAAAGGUAAACGAAGUAUGAAAUGUGCUGUUCUAGAGAAACAUACUGCUCCAGAAUUGUUCACAGUGGUAGGAACCAGACGUCUGAAGAAUGUACUGCUUCUUAAAACUCCCUCACAGAACGUUAUUACAUGAAAUGGUUAUGAAUAUGGAAACUGAUGCCUGAUGAUAUUAUUUUCUGAUGUAUUUUACUAUCCAUUUUUGGUGGAGAGGUACAUGCAGGGAGUUAAUAAUGUAAAAGUAUACUUUUGUGUACAUAUAAAUGACUUAUUUAUGCAGAAAUUUUGAAAUUCCCCUUUAUAAGUGUGGACUGGGAUUCGGGUAGCAUGUAUGACGUGAUGUCUACAUAGUUUUAAUCCCUUGUCAUUUUGGUUACCUAAAGGAUGAAACACGACAUCAUGGUCUGGCAGAGGUUUUUACUGAGAGGUAACCUGUUUGUGAAUUUUGCUGGGUGUGGGUUUUUUUUUUCUUAUAGUAAAACACUGAUCGUACUCUCAUCUCACUGAGUUUUGUGGCUGUGUUGCCUGCAACUGAAGUAAAUUUUGUUUACAUGAUCCAGCAAAAACUUUAAGUAUCUAGCUUAGGUUUAGUCUUGCGGGGUCCAGUGUGAUCUCGUAACAAUCUUGUUCACAUCUGGAGACAAAUAGUUAAACUCUUGGCGCUGUACUGUUGUGGAAUCUGCCGUGAACAAGAGUACACUCCCUCCAGAAGCCACCCCCAACUCCUCUAGUUCAUGAUCUUUUAAAGGGGAAUUCCACAGAUUCAAGUUUUUGCAUAAUUAAAUUGAUGAGAUGCAAACAAAGUUGCUUAAAGUGGAUUGGUGUGAAAUGUGCCAUUCGUAUGGAGUCAUAAUCACAAUGGUGGUGAUAGGAACCAGAUGUUUAAAGAGAUUAAUGCCUCUAAAAGCUUACAGGAAGCUUUUACAAUAAAUUGUACACAAAUGCACAUUUGUGGUGGAGAGGUUCAUGCAUGGCAUUGUGUU
Molecule: messenger RNA, 1796 nt
Organism: Colossoma macropomum (tambaqui)
Lineage: Eukaryota; Metazoa; Chordata; Actinopteri; Characiformes; Serrasalmidae
Gene: tmem60
Product: transmembrane protein 60
Exons: 2
Coding region: 172-576 (134 amino acids)
Source: RefSeq, a predicted model, not a curated record